Molecule: messenger RNA, 993 nt
Organism: Momordica charantia (bitter melon)
Lineage: Eukaryota; Viridiplantae; Streptophyta; Magnoliopsida; Cucurbitales; Cucurbitaceae
Source: RefSeq, a predicted model, not a curated record
CCCGUCCUAUGUAUAGUGAACUCAAGAGCUCUGCAACUCCUCUUUCUCCAUUUCUCUCCUUCUCUCUCUAAACCACUUGUUUCUCUCUCUAUAUCCAUUUUCCUCCUUCAGGCCCUCGCUCCCGCCGAGGAGCGCGCCAGUUCAGAUUUUUAACUUGUAAGGAGUAGUAUCAGAGAGAAUGAACAGGUGGGUUUACGAGCAGAACGCCAUGGCUGCCUGCCAAGAGAUGAGGACGGAAUCUGUGGUCUGCCCGAAGCCACGUCGUUUGGUUCUGCAAACUCCUGAUAAUGACCCCAUCAGAGCCCAUAGAUGGCCCCUCAACCACCCAAAGACUGGAAAUUCAAAAGCAGGAGCGGAGCUUUUGGACAUGAUCCUCACUAAGGAAAGUUAUGGUGAAAAUUUUAGCCACCAAUUAGCAACAUCUCCCCCAUUCUUUUGGGGGUCUCCACCAAGCAGGGCUUCCAACCCUGUAGUCCAAGAUGAGCAAUUUGGCAAUGGCAACAAUACCUACCAACUUUGUGAAGGAGGGCCGCCAUCUCCAUCGACCCGUAAAGGAGGAUGCGCCCGAAUGAAAUUCGGGCACCGACCCGCAGCAGUCCGAAUCGAAGGAUUCGACUGUCUUGGUCGAGAUGCUAGAAAUUGCAGCAUUUCAGCUGUGGCUUAGAGACACUAGAUAACCAGAGAAGAAGAAUGUGAAGGAGGAGGGAGGGCAGGAUAAGUUUUUGAAGUGGAGGAGAUUGAGACAGGGCAAUUGAAACUGAUGUUUUUUCUUUUCUUUAGUGUGUAAAAGUUGUAUAUAGGAGGAGGGUCAAUCAAAUGCAUGAUGGGUUGUUGUUGCUGAGUCCUUGUGUUUUUUGUUGUAGUCAUUGUUCAUCAAAUCUCAAAAAAGAGAUGUCUCUGUAAUUAAUGUGACUAAUGUUAUGUUUUGGAUGAUCUAAUCUGAGAAAAUAAAGGAAGAGAAAGGCAGAUUAAGCCUUUUUCAUUGUUUUUCUU